This is a messenger RNA of Lottia gigantea (owl limpet), 804 nucleotides long. RefSeq lists its product as hypothetical. The record is from RefSeq and is a predicted model, not a curated record. The transcript has a single exon. The coding region runs from base 1 to 804 and encodes 267 amino acids. NCBI's taxonomy places the organism in Eukaryota, Metazoa, Mollusca, Gastropoda, Lottiidae.
AUGUUCAUAAUCUCUGACUGGGUUGGGACAAGGGUUGGACAGACCUGGAACGAGAAGAUUGCUGAUAAAGAUAACGAGAACAUUGCUAAUAAAGAUAACAAGAACAUUGCUGAUAAAGAUAACAAGAACAUUGCUGAUAAAGAUAACAAGAACAUUGCUGAUAAAGAUAACGAUAGGGAUAAAGAUAACGAGAACAUUGCUAAUAAAGAUUACAAGAACAUUGCUGAUAAAGAUAACAAGAACAUUGCUGAUAAAGAUAACGAGAACAUUGCUGAUAAAGAAAACGAGAACAUUGCUGAUAAAGAUAACGAGAACAUUGCUGAUAAAGAAAACGAGAACAUUGCUGAUAAAGAUAACGAGAACAUUGCUAAUAAAGAAAACGAGAACAUUGCUGAUAAAGAUAACGAGAACAUUGCUGAUAUUGCUUAUAAAGAUAACGAGAACAUUGCUGAUAAAGAUAACAUUGCUGAUAAAGAUAACAAGAACAUUGCUGAUAAAGAUAACAAGAACAUUGCUGAUAAAGAUAACAAGAACAUUGCUAAUAAAGAUAACGAGAAUAUUGCUGAUAAAGAUAACAAGAACAUUGCUGAUAAAGAUAACGAGAAUAUUGCUGAUAAAGAUAACAAGAACAUUGCUGAUAAAGAUAACGAGAACAUUGCUGAUAAAGAUAACAAGAACAUUGCUGAUAAAGAUAACGAGAACAUUGCUGAUAAAGAUAACGAGAACAUUGCUGAUAAAGAUAACGAGAACAUUGCUGAUAAAGAUAAAGAGAACGACAGCAUUGCUGAUAUUAUCCAUGGAUGA